AUGGCCUUUUUGCCGGACGGCCAGGUGGUAGCAUCGGCGUUAACCGACAAAACGGUGCGGCUCUGGGACGCGGCAACGGGGGCGCAUCGCCAAAGAUUUAAAGGUUAUAACCAUUGGUUACCCCAGGUAAUAGCGUCGGCGUUAGGGGAUAAAACGGUGCGGUUUUGGGACGCGGCAACGGGGGCGCAUUUUCAAACAUUUUUGUUGGAUAUUGCUAAGAUUUUCGCUUUUUAUUCGUUAUCCAACACGUUAUUAUUUACCGAUUUUAGAAUUGUGGACCUAUUUACAAACUUUUUAUUAAAUGAACCGUUACCGCCACCCGAUAAAACACCCUUAUUUCCAAUUUUUUAUAAUAUUGGCCUAAAUUUCGAAAAGAUUUCGGUUAUAAUAAAGGAUGCAAAAAUCCUUUGGCUUUUAAUCGAAUAUAAACCAACGUGUUUUAUAAUUUAA
Messenger RNA from Pyricularia grisea, 450 nucleotides. RefSeq lists its product as uncharacterized. The record is from RefSeq and is a predicted model, not a curated record. Lineage: Eukaryota; Fungi; Ascomycota; Sordariomycetes; Magnaporthales; Pyriculariaceae. Bases 1 to 450 code for a protein of 149 amino acids. The transcript is spliced from 2 exons. Gene Ontology annotation, molecular function: protein binding.